AGCUGUCAUGAAAGGUUGUGUUAUUCGAUUUUAUAUUUGGUGAUGUGCUACAUUUGCGGUUGUUUUGCUUGGUCUUUGGACUUAAUUCAAAGAAUAUUAACAUUCUUCUUAUCCUGUUGGUUAAUGGUGGCUGUAUGCUGUGGGCUGAUGAUAGCAGUUCUCGCAGGCGUUGCCUAUGGUUACAACUACUGUAUCGCGGAGUUCGUUACAUUAACUCAAGCCGAUGUUCGAGUUUAUAUGCGCCGCGGACAGUUCUAUGACCAGCCAGACUUGAAAUCAACUAAUAACCGACGAAUGGGAGAUUCAGAAAACAUUUCAUACAAUUUAACUAGUGAUUACCAAGACUACGUAAAUAAAGACGAGCCGUUAUCACAGAAGUGGUCAAAGGGACAGGAUAACCGUAUAUAUGCAGAGAAAUUAACGAAAUAUUCUGAAAGCAGAAGAAAAGAACCUGUUAAUAAAGAGAUGCUGUACUACAAAUUCACAACAGCACCCACACGUCGCAUUUCUAUAACGCCGAAUCCAAUAUUCUCGACGACGAUAUGGCAUAGCGGAUCGUCAGAAAUUAUUAUGCGGCAAUUUGAACCAAUUAAUGACAUUAAUUCAAAAAGCGAGGAAAAUAGCUCAAAUGAAGAUAUAGAAACCACGCAAUCUAUUUCACCUGAUAUUAAAAUUAUCGUAGAAGAUAGCCCCAAGAGUAAUGAGCAAAAAAUGCGAGAUUGGAAACCAUCUCCAAGACCUGUUGUACACGAUUAUUUAACAGAAGUGGAUGAAGACUCAAUAGUUUACAAGGCUGUUUAA
Pieris rapae (cabbage white) is the source of this 801-nucleotide messenger RNA. RefSeq lists its product as uncharacterized. The transcript has 6 exons. The record is from RefSeq and is a predicted model, not a curated record. The coding region runs from base 43 to 801 and encodes 252 amino acids. Lineage: Eukaryota; Metazoa; Arthropoda; Insecta; Lepidoptera; Pieridae.